AUGGAUUUUGCCGUUGGGUUGGUGUCGGAUCCGGAUGAGCUGCGGGAGGUUUCGCGUGUGGCCGUGGUAGGAACGACCUACGGGAGUAGUGCGAGUGAUGGUUUGGUGGUGGAAGAGACCGAAGCUGACACCAAGACGGAUGUUGAGCAGACGUCUCAAGACGGUCUUAGUCAACAAAGUGAAGACUUAUUUGUAGUACCAACUGAUCACUUAAAGGUAGAAAUUGGUGAAGAUGAGUUAAAUGUUUUAAUGACGCAGGAUACGGAACCGUUGUCUGUGACGUUUUCCGGAAUAGAAACUUCUAGUGGAGUUUCGGAGGCACCAAUUGGUUUAACAAUGACUUUCCCUACCAAUGAAGCAAUAGAAGCCGCUCAAGGUUGGACGUUUUCUCAGCAAUUUUCGCCGGUUGAUGCUGGAGAAACGCAAAAUACCUUCGGUUGUUCCACAACCGAUAUUGAAAUCAAAGAGGAAAAUUCCGUAACUGCGUUUACUUCCCUCUACCAAGAAGUAUCACCCAUUCCAAACUCGAUUCGUGAACUGUACACCUCGGUAACUGAACAAUACAGUGACUUCUGCUUCUCGUACCUCCUAGCAGCUCAACUCUGUCAGGAUGCGGUGCCUACCACUGCCUACAAUAGCUUGAAACUAAGUCUACUGCUCAGCAUAGCGUCAAUCCAGAAAUCCAGCCAAAAUCAACCGUUUCACGUGAUCGCGCUGGGCGCCGACACGGCCAUCUCGCACCGGUUGAUGUCCUCCAUCGGGCAGCUGGCCCGUCGUUUUGUCACCGGAAUGUUGGACCCCCUGGCGGGAGGUCACGUGCUGGACGACAACUUCGUCGAGUGCGGUGCUACGACGCUGGCCCGUACGGGCGUCUGCUACAUCGGUGAUUGGGCCAUGCAGAAGCCGAGCAAUUCGGUUCGUAUCCUGCGUGAAAUCGAAUCCGGACUGGUGAUCAUCGAGAAUCAUGCCAUCACCUAUCCGCUGGAGUGCGCCAUCUGGACCUGCUGGAACUAUACGCGCAAGGCGAAGCAGGAUCUGACUGCGGUGUUGACCUUUUUGAAUGCUUUCGGAAUACCGGUUGUUCUGCCGGAGGAAACACCCGCGUCGGUGGUCGAUUUCAUUCUGGAAAGAUCGCUUGUCGGCUUUGAGUCGGCGGAUCAGGAAGUCCUCGUUAGUGAACAGGACGUCCGACAGUUCUUGAAGAUGAUGUACUGCCAGGAGGUCAGUUUUUCGGAGGAAGCUGAACAAUUACUGGGAGAUUAUUUCGUUACUACUAGACUUACCGUACCAGAAUCCUUGACCCAGACUUCGUUCUUUGCUCUUCGGAAGUUGACGGAGGCUCAUGCGCGGCUCUGUUUCCGUAACCAUGCUACCCGCCUGGACGUCAUGGUAGCCAUUAUGAUAUGUGAACGCUUUAUUCACAGUGUUUUCUCGAACCCAGGUAAUGCGGCUCCGCUUAUGGACACUUUUACCGACAUUGACGAACUCGAGCAGUAUCUGUACCGAUUCGAUUGCUGGUUGAAGGAAUUUCUCAGAAAUUCAACGCCUCGUUAA
Sabethes cyaneus is the source of this 1554-nucleotide messenger RNA. It is a transcript of the gene mei-218, whose product is annotated as minichromosome maintenance domain-containing protein 2. NCBI's taxonomy places the organism in Eukaryota, Metazoa, Arthropoda, Insecta, Diptera, Culicidae. The transcript has 3 exons. Bases 1 to 1554 code for a protein of 517 amino acids. The record is from RefSeq and is a predicted model, not a curated record.